Molecule: messenger RNA, 2181 nt
Organism: Trypanosoma theileri
Lineage: Eukaryota; Euglenozoa; Kinetoplastea; Trypanosomatida; Trypanosomatidae
Product: vesicle-fusing ATPase
Exons: 1
Coding region: 1-2181 (726 amino acids)
Biological process (GO): Golgi to plasma membrane protein transport; SNARE complex disassembly; intra-Golgi vesicle-mediated transport
Cellular component (GO): Golgi stack
Molecular function (GO): ATP binding; ATP hydrolysis activity
Source: RefSeq, a predicted model, not a curated record
AUGCCUGCUCAAUUUCUUGUACGUUCUGUCCUUACGGAUGAAGACACUCGCACUAAUCGACUUUACCUUAACCCGCAUGAUGCCCAAAGGCACGUUAAUGAUAAGAGUAUGGUUAUUGUGAAGGGUUUCCCUUUCACUGUUUCACCUAAUCCAGGCAUUGAGGAAGGACAAAUUGCAAUGAACAGUAUUCAACGUCGAUUACUGGAACUCUCCACAACGGCAGGGAAUACAGUACAAUUAGAAUUACCUCCUCAACAUAUCCCAGUUAUCACAACAAUGAGUGUAAAUAUAGAAUAUAUUAAUCCCAAAACAAAGGGAGGGACACUUGAUUAUAUGGAGUUUACCACUUAUUUUCUCACACAAUUUAAUGGUCAAUGUUUCCGAGAAACACAAAUGUUAGCCGUUGUUUUGGAUAGUGGUAUGCGACUUAUUGCCACUGUAACGAAGAUGAAGUGUGAUGGUGCGGGCACUAUUGGUUCUCUCAAUCUCACAACAAGUCUUAUCGUUAUUGCGAAUGAACGGAGUGAAAUUUCUCUUGUAAAUGUGCCUGAUCAUCAAUUAGAUGCUCAACAACCACAGUUAAUGCAAAACUUUAAUCUUGAAACACUUGGUAUUGGUGGUUUACGAAAUGAAUUCGCCCAAGUGUUUCGUCGUGCCUUUGCCAGUCGUCUCUUUCCAGCCUCUUAUGUAAAGAAGUUGGGUGUUAAACAUGUAAAAGGUGUAUUAUUGUAUGGACCACCAGGGACAGGUAAAACCCUAAUUGCGCGUAAAAUUGGUGAAAUUCUAAACUGUCAUCCACCAAAGAUUGUUAAUGGUCCAGAAGUGUUUAAUAAGUUUGUGGGAGGAACAGAGGAAAAUGUGCGAAAACUAUUUGUGGAUGCGGAAGCUGAAGCGGCUGCCAAAGGAGAUCAAUCUAAACUGCAUCUCAUUAUAUUUGAUGAGUUUGACGCUAUAUGUAAACAACGAGGUGCGGUACGAGAUUCUACAGGUGUAAAUGAUAAUGUUGUGAAUCAACUUCUUUCAAAGAUUGAUGGUGUUAAUUCUUUAAAUAAUGUUCUUCUUAUUGGAAUGACAAAUCGACGUGAUCUCAUUGAUGAAGCCAUUCUCCGUCCAGGUCGUUUUGAAGUACAUGUGGAGAUUGGACUUCCAGAUGAAGAAGGCCGUAGAGAAAUUUUUCAUAUUCACACACGUGGUAUGAGUGAUAAUGGAGUACUUGGGAAAGAUGUAGAUCUUGCAGAAUUGGCAGCACUCACAAAGAACUAUUCAGGUGCAGAGAUUGAGGGAGUUGUGCGUUCAGCCACCUCUAAUGCAUUUAAUAAACAUAUUGAUUUUGAUAAUCCAACAGAACUUAUUGAUGCCAGUGAUGUUUCUGUCACUCGUCAAGACUUUAUGGAUGCCAUUGAGGAAGUUAAACCCGCCUUUGGACAAGCAAAGGAGGAAUGCAGUAAUCUCAAACGUGGUGGUAUUAUUCACUAUGGUGAACCAUGGAAAAUAGUGGAAGAACGCUGUUCUCGCUAUGUAGAACAGUUAAAUACAGAUGGAAAACGUGUAAAUGCACUUGCUGUUCUUAUUGAAGGAUUACCCGGUUGUGGUAAAUCUGCAGUAGCGGCAUAUUUAGCAGAAAAAGCUGGUUUCCCAUAUAUAAAGGUUAUUUCUACAGAUGAUAUGGUUGGUUAUGGUGAAAUGCAAAAAGUAAAUAUUAUACGUAAGGCCUUUGAGGAUGCUUAUAAAUCCCCUGCAAGUGCCAUUAUUUUGGAUGAUCUUGAACGUAUUAUUGAAUUCUCUCAUCUUGGUGGACGAUAUAGUAAUGCCAUUCUUCAAGCCUUAUUAGUAUUAAUUAAACGACCAACAUUGGAAAAUAGAAAAUUACUUGUGAUUGGUACAACGGCACAGUAUGAUGUUUUGGAUAGUCUUGAAUUGGUUUCUUGUUUCUCUGUGAAAUUACAAAUACCAACCGUACCUCCACACGCACUGCGGCAAAUCACAAGAGAGUUGGGAAUUCCAUUUGCGAGUGAGGAGGCUGCGCAGGAAUGUGAGAAUAUUUUACCAGCAACCGUACCUAUUAAACAACUCUUACUUGUACUGGAGAUGGCAGCAGAAAGGGGUUUACAUGGAAAGCCUGUUAUCACCUCAGAGUCCUUUGCACAAGCACUGGAGUCUGUUGGGGCGCAUGGAAACUGA